AUGUCAUUUAUUUUAUUGGAUGCCAUCGAUGAAGACAUCGGUGAUCACAUGGACAGGAGACCACGAAGGUUCCGCGACCGCCAAAAUCCUCUCGAGACGAUGUCAGACAUAGAAUGUGUCCAAAGAUAUCGUCUCGAUCGCCAAGGAGUACACAAUAUAUGUGUGCUCCUCAACGAAGAACUUCAGCGGCCAACAAAGCGGUCGCAAUCACUGCCCGUUGUGGUGCAGGUUUGCGCGGCGCUCCGUUUUUUUGCGCAGGGCGCAUUUUUUCGGGCCACAGGUGACACGAUAGGCAUUAGCACUAAAUCAAUGUCACUUGUGGUCCAUAAUGUGGCCGAAGGUUUGGCCAAACGUUUUCGGGACUACAUUAAGUUCCCGGAAACUAAUGAAUUGAGGGAAAUAAAACAAGGUUUUUAUUCCCUCAACGGUUUUCCGGGAAUAAUUGGUGCCAUAGACGGCACCCAUAUCCCGAUAUUGGCCCCACCGGGAGAAGUGGAACCGUCGUACGUUAAUCGAAAAGGAUUUCAUUCGAUUAACGUACAGGCAGUGGUCGACUCCACUCUCCGGUUUACAGACCUUGUGGCCAAUUAUCCGGGACGAGUCCACGACUCCUUUAUAUGGAGAAACUGUGGACUCAAACAAAAGUUAGAUCAAGUCCCGGAUAUUGGUUGGUUGUUGGGCGACUCUGGAUACCCUCUUGAGCCGCAUUUGAUGACGCCGUUUACCAACCCAACGACGCCAUCACAGGUUAAUUAUAACCUGGCGCACACCAAAACCCGCAAUGUGGUAGAGCGGGCUUUUGGUGUGCUCAAAAUGCGGUUCCGCUGUCUUGAUUGGACGGCAGGGAAAAUGAUGUUCCGGCCAAAGAGGGCUGUUAAUGUCAUCAUUGCCUGUUUUGUUCUCCAUAAUAUAGCACAAAAAAUGCAUUUUUAUGGAGAACAAGCAGUUGGUCAUGAAGAUGACACAACUAAUGAUGACUUGCCCUACAAUAGUGGAACCGCUAAUCGCGGUUUAGAAAUAAGGGCUAAUUUACUGUCUUAUUUUUAG
Oppia nitens is the source of this 1047-nucleotide messenger RNA. RefSeq names its product putative nuclease HARBI1. The coding region runs from base 1 to 1047 and encodes 348 amino acids. The transcript has a single exon. Lineage: Eukaryota; Metazoa; Arthropoda; Arachnida; Sarcoptiformes; Oppiidae. The record is from RefSeq and is a predicted model, not a curated record.